Trichoderma virens Gv29-8 is the source of this 843-nucleotide messenger RNA. RefSeq lists its product as uncharacterized. The record is from RefSeq and is a predicted model, not a curated record. The transcript has 3 exons. Gene Ontology annotation, cellular component: cytoplasm; nucleus. The coding region runs from base 1 to 843 and encodes 280 amino acids. NCBI's taxonomy places the organism in Eukaryota, Fungi, Ascomycota, Sordariomycetes, Hypocreales, Hypocreaceae.
AUGAAGAUUCUUUGUUUACACGGACGAGGCUCCAAUAAUGAGAUCUUCCAAGCUCAGACUGCUGCACUUCGCAGUAUUUUAGAUGACUUCACGUUUGACUUUGUGCAAGGGACAGAGCUUCACACCGAAGGUAAUUGGUCGGUAUUUACUACUCAGUUCUCCAACUUGCCCCAGUAUGCAUACUACAAUCCUCUGGUUCCCUCCUCAGUGGUAGAGGCUGAAGAUCAUUUAUUGGAUCUCAUCGAGCAAGAGGGGGGGUUUGAUGGAGUAUUGGGUUACUCCGGGGGGGCCGCCUUUGCAGCUCAAGUAAUCAUCCGACACAGCCAAAGGGAUACGGUCGAGCCAUUGUUUCGUUUCGCAGUAUUCAUUAACGGAGGGACACCGCUUAAAGCCUUCUCUUUGAAUGAAGAGAAGGUGCUGGUGGACGUGGUGGAUACUACGGUGCUUGAUAAGGAACUGGAGGAUACCUACUUGCGCCCAUCGAACAUGCGAGUCCGUAAGGGCGAUAGCAGAGAAGAGGCAGAAAAGGCCAUUGAAUCUAGAAAGAAAGAGAUCAAAGCAGUCAAAACAGGCAUGCUCGCUGAUGGAAGAUAUUGUUUAACAGAUGGCAAACUUGGGUUGACAAGAUACGGAGCAGAGGAUGGGCCUCUUAUUGACAUUCCAUCACUGCACAUUCGUUGUCCAAAUGAAGACGAUGCCGACUUGGGACUUAAUUUGUUGAAUCUUUGCAAUCCAGAGUUAGCUCGGGAGCACCAUCAUCCCUUUGGACAUGAUUUCCCCAGAGGUCAAGACGAAAUGCGAAAGAUUGCAGAAAGGAUUAUGGAGGUGGCGGAAUUAGCAUAA